AUGGUUGUGAAAAGAGAGGCCCCUUUCCUCCUCUGCUCCUUCCUUCUGAUAGUUAUUUCUGUGGUUCCCCUAGUUAAUGGGUGGGGAAGAAAUGGGCACUUCAUUAUCUGCAGAAUAGCUCAGGCAAGGCUUAACCAGAAGGCAGCGUCUGCAGUGAAGGAUUUGCUGCCGGACUAUGCCGACAAUAACUUGGCGAGUUUGUGCUCGUGGGCGGACGAAAUCAAAUCCCGGCUUCGUUGGUCCUCUCCCCUUCAUUACGUUGAUACACCCGACUUCCAGUGUUCUUAUGCCUAUGACAGGGAUUGCAAGAAUGCAGCGGGAGAAAAGGGCGUGUGUGUUGCAGGUGCAAUCAGGAAUUAUACAGCUCAGCUCCGAAGUUACUCUGCUUCAUCCUUUGAAGCACAAUACAACUUGACUGAAGCGCUCCUCUUCCUUUCACACUUUGUGGGUGACAUUCACCAGCCACUGCACGUUGGUUUUACCACAGACAAGGGAGGCAACACCAUUGAUGUAAACUGGUACACAUGGAAAACGGUUCUUCAUCAUGUAUGGGAUGAUAAUAUCAUCGACACGGCAAUAGAAAGAUUUUAUCAAUCAGAUGUAGAGAGCCUGGUCAAUGCAAUAGCACGAAAUAUUACAGAGGGCUGGACUAGCCAGAUUAACACAUGGGAGAGAUGCAACUAUAAUACAACUUCAUGUCCGGAUGGCUAUGCAUCUGAAAGUAUCACUGCGGCUUGUAACUGGGCAUACAAAGGUGUGGAUGAAGGUUCAACAUUAGAUGAUGAUUAUUUUCUGUCACGUCUGCCUCCUAUCUACUUGCGGCUUGCAGAGGCUGGAGUUCGAUUAGCUGCUACUCUCAAUCGUGCUUUGGGAUAAGAUUUCAUUAUUGGAAAUUGCUAUUUAUAUUUCUG
Nymphaea colorata (pocket water lily) is the source of this 911-nucleotide messenger RNA. RefSeq names its product endonuclease 2-like. The record is from RefSeq and is a predicted model, not a curated record. Gene Ontology annotation, biological process: DNA catabolic process. Lineage: Eukaryota; Viridiplantae; Streptophyta; Magnoliopsida; Nymphaeales; Nymphaeaceae. Gene Ontology annotation, molecular function: nucleic acid binding; endonuclease activity. The transcript has 9 exons. Bases 1 to 876 code for a protein of 291 amino acids.